Molecule: messenger RNA, 1260 nt
Organism: Suricata suricatta (meerkat)
Lineage: Eukaryota; Metazoa; Chordata; Mammalia; Carnivora; Herpestidae
Product: membrane-spanning 4-domains subfamily A member 8-like
Exons: 8
Coding region: 424-1260 (278 amino acids)
Biological process (GO): cell surface receptor signaling pathway
Cellular component (GO): plasma membrane
Source: RefSeq, a predicted model, not a curated record
AAAAUCAUUGUGACGUGGCUAAGUCCCAUCACCAACCCCAAAUUCCCUUAAUGACCAGAGACGUUAAAAUAUCUUUUCAUCGCCAUGACACCUGUGACGGAGAAAUGGUGUGUCUAUUUUUCUGAGCGUCCGCUCGUGCUCCUCCCAGAACUGAUGGAGUAAAAACCGCUUUCUUCUGAGAAUUCAGUGAUACUUUAGAUCUCAAGACUGUCCCUGGGAUUGGGAAAGUUGAGGGGACCAUCAACAGGAGUGGGAGUUUACAAAUGCCUGUUUCUAUCCCCAGUUCAUUAUGUCGGGCUCCCUCAGCAUAGAAGCACAGAAGCGCCCUACAAAAUUCAAGGAAACCAAGGUUGCCUACAGCGAAGAAUUGGGAAAGGGAGCAAGAGACACUUAGCCGCUGGCAGAGCAAACAACAGGAAUCUGAUGGCUUCAGCAAGACCCAUGGCCAAUUCCACGUUUGUGGGGGCACCCCACAGCGGGUACCCUGAGGUCCAAGGAGGCGUGUGUCAGGUGCCCCCGUAUCCCAGCAACCAGCCCCAAGUCCACUUCAUUCCUGUGAUCCCACCGGGUCUGAAGUCACCUGUGAUUGAGCAUCCUGCCCAGAGAACCUUGAAAGACGGCAAAGCCUUAGGGGCCAUCCAGAUCCUGAUUGGCCUGAUCCACGUGGGCCUCGGCUCCAUCAUGGCCACCGUCCUCUCGGGGAACUAUACAGCUAUCUCGUUCUAUGGAGGCUUUCCCUUCUGGGGAGGCAUCUGGUUCAUCGUUUCAGGAUCCCUCUCAGUGUCAGCAGAAAAUCAACCAAAAUCUUCUCACCUGCUGAAUAGCAGUUUGGGCUUGAACAUUGUCAGCGCAGUCUGCUCUGUGGUUGGAAUCACACUCUUCAUCAUGGAUAUGAGCCUCUCCACCAUCAAUGCACACCCUGACUACUAUCCCCCCUACGACACCUGGGGUGUGACCCCCGGAGUGGCAAUUUCGGGCGUGCUGCUCAUCUUCUGUCUCCUCGAGUUCUGUGUGGCAUGUGCAUCUUCCCACCUGGGCUGCCAACUGGUCUGCUGUCAACACAACACCGUAACAGCAAUUCCAACCAUAUUCAGUACCAACCCAGCCAACACUACCACCAGGCCCAUCAACACCAUCACCAUCCCAGCCUGUACCACCUCAAGCCCAGUCAAUGCUACCAGCAGCCUGGCCAAGAUUACAGAGGCUGCCAACCCUUCCUUCCCCAACAACACUAUAGUGAUAAACCCCCUGAAAAUGUAG